UUUUCGGCAUCCUAUCUGAAAUGUGUGAAUUGUGGAUAUUUACCUAGACUUUCAGUUUAUCUUUUUGCAUUUAAUACUUCCCUUGUGUAGAGUUUACAUAACAGAUAUCCUUAAAAUAUUCAAUCUAGCAGUGCAAAGGUUGAGAAGUAAUUGUAAAAAAUGUCGCGGCAGACAUUGUCGCGAAGCGACCGCGUCGCACAAAUGACUAAACAAGAAGAACUUAUAGCUAAAAAGCGGCAGGAAAUUCUGGAAAAACAAAAAACGGUGGAGUUGGGAAAAGCGGUGGCAGCGGCUCAAAGCAGUGGUAAUGCAAAUGUUACCAAGAAAAAGGAGCCGACAACCAGCGAGUCAACGACUACGGCUGUAACGAUCACCACAACCACAUCCGUUACAGCAGGUAUCGUACCAUCGGAGAUUAUGGCAAAAUUCCAGAAUAAUUUCUGCAAUGAUGGCUCUUUUUUGACGCAUUUCAAAAAGAUUUUGGAGGAGACCAAGAAAAAUGAAGAAGCUGCAGCGGAAAAAGUAGAGGAAAAGUCUGAAGAACCAGAAGUGGCUGAAUCUGCUGAAACUCUUGCAGAAGCGGUAGUAAUUCAAUCUCCAAUGCCAGCACAACCACAGCAAAUUCAACAAACGUCAUCACAUAUAAGCCUUCCUCCACCUCCACCGCCUCCUCCAGUGACAAGUCACCCGCCACAUAUUCCAGUUGCACCAAAUCCACCAUUCGGCAACAUUUCUCAACCUCUUACCAACAUACCGCCAUAUAACGCUGCACCUACCCCAGCAUUCUACAAUCCAUGCGUACCGCCAAUAGCAGCAUUUACUUCCAUUACAACCCCCCCACCUCCACCACCGCCUUCAACACCACUUUAUCUUAUUCCACCACCAGAUCCUCUUCAACUUAACAAAAUUCCGCCCCCGAAAGAUUUAGAUUUGAAUGCAAUUCCUAAACCAGAAAUGAGUUUGGAGACGAUUAAAGUACCGAAUGAAUAUCAACAUCAGCUGCAACAGGCAUUGCCACCGCUUCAAGUGCAUCAUGAGCUACAGCAAAAAGUUUUUUCAGACUCCAAUGAACAAUUCUUUCCAACAACAUUAGAAUCGUUAGUCGAAUUGGUAGCCGAAAAAGGCGAUGCAUAUGAAGAUCAAAUUCGAUCACGAAAAAAUGACGUACACUCUUCACUGUGGUUUCUAUUCGACAUGGAAUCGAUGGCUUAUAAAAAUUAUCGUAACAUGGUUGAAUCCUAUCGACAGAAUCGAACAGAUUGUCCAAAUCAAAAUCUAGAUCAGAACAGAGAUGACGAUCAGAACGUACUGAAGCAUUCAUCGAACGAUGAAAAAUAUGAUCCAGAAUCUGUUAUUGAAAGUCAUGAUGACUCGGAUGAUGAGUACAUGAAAGAUAUAAUGGGAAAGAACUUGAGUAAUCUGAAACGGAAAAUUGAAGAGUGUAAGGCUGAAAGCGAUGGUAGCGGCGAUGAGCAGAAACAAGACAGGAAUCGAAAACGUAGAAGUCGGUGGGGCGGAAAAGCGGAUGCUGCUGAAACCGCUAUCACGGCGCUUGUCCAAACAACUUUCGCUAAUCAAAAUAAACCAAUUCUAUCUGUUAUUCAGCGAACUGAUCCUGCUCUUCUUCAGUAUGCGCGGAAAAAUUAUGGAUCCAUAAAUCUUAGUGAGGAGGAUUGGCGUAAAUGUGAAGAUCAUUUCAAAAUCAAUCUCUUGUAUCAAGAUAUGAUGCGAAAACGAAAAGAAAUCGAUCAGUUGGCGAAAACUGGCAAAUUUAAAUAUGAAUAUGACUCAGAUGAAGAUACUAGUGGCGGGACAUGGGAACAUAAAUUACGUACAGCUGAAAUGGAAGCAACCAAAGCAUGGGCCGAUGCAUUGACGGCACAAUCGGAAGGAAAACACCACAUUGGUGAUUUUCUUCCACCCGAAGAGCUGAAAAAAUUUAUGGAAAAAUAUGAUGCCAAGAAAAAUAAUCGGACACCAGAUUUGAGUGAUUACAAAGAAUAUAAGCUGACCGAAGAUAAUAUUGGUUUUCAGAUGUUGCAAAAGUUAGGGUGGAAGGAGGGUCAAGGUUUAGGAGCAAGUGGAACUGGGAUAGUUGAUCCAGUCAAUAAAGCACCGCAACGUGAUGCUAAUCAAGGACUUGGCGCAGGAACUCCAUCAGCCCCCGAGGAUUGUGACAAUGAGUACGAAGCUUACAGAAAAAGAAUGAUGCUAGCCUAUCGGUUCCGACCUAAUCCUCUGAAUAAUCCACGGCGUGCGUAUUAUUGAUAAAUAAUAUCCGUAUGAGCAAUUACUGUCCAGAUGAUUGGAAUAUGAUGAAAAUAAAGUGUUAUUGAAAAU
Molecule: messenger RNA, 2340 nt
Organism: Hermetia illucens (black soldier fly)
Lineage: Eukaryota; Metazoa; Arthropoda; Insecta; Diptera; Stratiomyidae
Product: SURP and G-patch domain-containing protein 1
Exons: 7
Coding region: 160-2268 (702 amino acids)
Biological process (GO): RNA processing
Cellular component (GO): nucleoplasm
Molecular function (GO): RNA binding
Source: RefSeq, a predicted model, not a curated record